AUGCCUCCUCCGCUACCCUCCUCCCACCGGGGAAUGACAAAAAACCCCCUCAAGCCUGGUCGUUACCGCCCCGGAAAGGCAGUUCCAGAAGACGACUCCUCAGAAGAAGAGGAGGAAGAGGACGACGAACAGGCGCGGAAGGAAGAGGAACGGCGCAAGCGGAUUGAGGCGCAGCGUCGGAGACAGCAAGCACCCAAAGCAAGCUCCUUUCCCGCCGCCGCGGUAGCUCAGAAAAUAGAAAAGGAGUACGAAGAAGAAGGAUUCGUUACCGAUGAAGAUUACGACGAAUCUGCGCCGGCGCCGAAAGCCGCACAACCUACAGACGACCUAGAACCCGCGCCGAAGACUAUCCCGACACCCGCUACAGCCGAGAGCGACGAAGAAGAAUCAGAAGAAGAAGAAAGCUCAGAAGAAGAAAGCAGCUCGGAAGACGAAGCACCGCGCAUGCUAAUUCGACCAACCUUCAUCAAAAAAGACAAGCGCAACACCACCAAAGAGUCUGCCGGCCAGACACAAGCAGAAGCGCAAGCCGCCGCAGAAGCAGAAGAAGCGAAGCGAGCCGCACAGCAGCAAGAAAAAACAGACCAGCUAAUCCGCGACCAGCUUGAAAAAGAAGCGAUCGCGCGCUCAAGCGCAAACCGCGCCUGGGACGACGACGAGCUCGUCGAAGCAGACGACGAAGAAGCAAUCGAUGACACAGACGGCAAAGACCCCGAAGCAGAACUCGCAGCAUGGAAGCUGCGCGAGCUGAAGCGCGUCAAGCGCGAGCGCGAAGCAAUCGAAGAAAGCGAGAAAGAGCGCGAAGAGAUCGAGCGCCGGCGCAAUCUCACGGCUGAAGAACGGGACCGCGAAGACCGCGAAUUCAUCGCAAAGCAGAAAGAGGACCGCGAUGCUACGCGCGGUCAGACGGGCUUCAUGCAGCGCUAUUUCCAUAAGGGCGCUUUCUUCCGCGGUGAUCUCGAGGCCGAGGGUCUCGAUAGGCGGGAGCUUAUGGGCGCGCGGUUCGAAGAUGAUGUCAAUCGCGAUACGCUGCCUCAGUAUAUGCAGGUGCGGGAUAUGACGAAGCUUGGUAAGAAGGGUCGUACCCGGUAUAGGGAUUUGAAGACGGAGGAUACGGGGCGGUUCGGUGAUGGGCUUGAGAAUCGGAGACGGCGUGACGGGGCGCCUGAGGGCGUUACGGAUGAACGCUUUAUGCCGGAUCGUGGCGACGAUCGCGACCGCGGCCCUACCGGUGCGAAUGCUAGUGCUGUGAGGUCCAGGCGGCGGUCUAGGUCGCGAUCGCCCCGGCGGGACCGGCGCGAUGAUCGUGAUCAGGGUCGCGAGAGGAGUUUAUCUAGGGAGAGGCGGAAGCGUAGCCCGUCGCCUUAUGGGGAUGGGGAGAAGCGUCGCCGGGUGGAUUCGUGA
Penicillium soppii is the source of this 1404-nucleotide messenger RNA. Its product is annotated as microfibrillar-associated 1 family protein. Bases 1 to 1404 code for a protein of 467 amino acids. NCBI's taxonomy places the organism in Eukaryota, Fungi, Ascomycota, Eurotiomycetes, Eurotiales, Aspergillaceae. The record is from RefSeq and is a predicted model, not a curated record. The transcript has a single exon. Gene Ontology annotation, cellular component: U2-type spliceosomal complex. Gene Ontology annotation, molecular function: RNA binding. Gene Ontology annotation, biological process: mRNA splicing, via spliceosome.